Molecule: messenger RNA, 1761 nt
Organism: Serendipita indica DSM 11827
Lineage: Eukaryota; Fungi; Basidiomycota; Agaricomycetes; Sebacinales; Serendipitaceae
Source: the annotation of a GenBank genome assembly
AUGUCGAGCAACGAGCAUAGCUCGCCCGUGUCGAGUACUACAUCUUGGUCCCUGCCCUCGUUGACCAGCCUGGAUUUCUCAAAGCCCUCGACCGCGUCGUUUGCGACGGACGCGACGUCGCUCGCGCACGAUCCAAACGGCAGUUUUCCUGGAUACAAGCCCCAGCUACCGGCCUUGUCUGUCGAUCAGGCCUCGCGACGACCGGUGCCAUCAGGCCGUCCAGGAUCUCCCUUUUCUUUUGGAAAUCCACCACCAUAUCCCAGAACAUCCUCUAGUGGGUUAUUUUCCUCUUUGCCUGUCCAUUUGCCCCCUAAAAGCGAGUCUUGUUGGUCAUCGCCAACAGACUUUGCCGCCGGGGAGCCCAAGUCAAGUCCUCCAUGUGGCUCAAAGCAUGCUAACAAACUGUCAACAGCCUACGAUCAAUCUGCGGAGCGCGACCUCGUCCCAGAAAUGGACAUGGAGCAGCAGGAACAAUCCAGACCCGCACCAGGCCUCUAUGGGCCUCCAAGACUUCCUCUAGACCACGAAUCCGCUUCAAGAGAUCAUUUCCCAGAUGGUUUCGACUAUAACAUGCGUCGCCACUCCAUCGCAGCCCUCCAAUCGUCGGAUUCGCAUCAUGUUCAGGCAGACCCCAGCGCUCACAAUGCACGGUCUCCGUUCCACCCGAGUCUCAACAAAUCGCGCAAGGUAUCACACAGUUCCAUGGUUUUCAACGGUCAUACGCCUGUCGAACAAGAAUAUCCCCCAGAAACAUAUCGGUCACCCAUGGAGCCUGAGCCGCCCAAGCGUCGAGCGUCUGCUUUCGACACGAGAGUAAUCGCUCAGAUGAGUCUGAAUGAGCGCAGAGAUUCAGUCGACUCUGCUCGGUUUGUGCCUCCUGGUCCCAAUUGGUGGGACAGGCGGGACUCGACUACGUCGCUUUAUUCAAACGCAUCCGCCUCGAGUAUGGGAGGAUAUGCUAGUUCCUUCUCCGGAGACUCUAAGCAACAGUGGAACCAGCGAACCCCUCAACCUCAGCUCCCAGACACCUUGCCUCCCAAUGCCCGACCCUUCCCUACACUUCCAGACCCACGUACGCCAACUGCCUCUACUCAUGGACCGUCCCCGUAUGAUAGACGCAUGUCUGUCCCCGAUGCAGCGCUCGCUGCCGCGGGUGCUGUGCGCAACUUUCGGUCGCGCUCCCGUCCACCUUCGAGGGGCUUACCGAAUCAAAAUGUUACUCCUCCACAUGUGCCGCAAAUCACGGCCACCCUCGUCAACCCCAACGACCAUUAUGGUGACCCGAACAUGGCGAUGGCACAGCAACCGCAGCAACAGCAACAAACCCCCGUAUCCGCCAAUUCAACUCCCGGCAUGCUCGUCGCACCCAAGGAGGCGGCUACACCCUAUUCGCGAUCUCCGGAGCUUCGUAUUUCGCAUAAGCUGGCGGAGCGCAAGCGAAGAAAGGAGAUGAAGGACUUGUUUGACGAACUUCGAGACAAUCUGCCAGCAGAUCGUGGGAUGAAAUCGAGCAAGUGGGAGAUUCUGAGCAAAGCCAUCGACUAUAUCAAUCAAUUACGCGGUCAGCAGCAUGAUAUGGCUCGCGAGAUUGAGUCGCUGAAAUCCGAGCUUGACGCUGUGCGCGGCGGAGUUCCUGCGACCAACGGCCAUCACUCGUAUGGCCAAUCUACCAAUUAUCAGCAGGGUUCUUACAAUGCUACACCUCCGGGAUCACGCGCUUCACAUUACCCAGCCGCCGGUCCGCCACCGCCUGCAUUGUGA